This is a messenger RNA of Tripterygium wilfordii, 3015 nucleotides long. RefSeq lists its product as uncharacterized. The record is from RefSeq and is a predicted model, not a curated record. Gene Ontology annotation, molecular function: UDP-xylose transmembrane transporter activity; antiporter activity. Gene Ontology annotation, cellular component: Golgi apparatus. Bases 1529 to 2665 code for a protein of 378 amino acids. The transcript is spliced from 8 exons. Lineage: Eukaryota; Viridiplantae; Streptophyta; Magnoliopsida; Celastrales; Celastraceae.
GUAUUAGUUCUUACAUGCCCUUUUAACCCAUUUUGACUUAAAAAUCAACCAAUUGAACAUGUCAAGGUCAUGGCAGUAUUCAGUAGAAUGUUGAGAAGCAUUUGGUAGUAAUCUUGACUGUUUACUUGUCAAAAUACAGAAGCCCAACAAAGCAGGUGUAUCACCUAAUAAGAACUUUUAGUUAGAGGUAGAAGUCUGGUUAUACGACACCGUUUGACGCUUUUCAACGAUAAGAUAACACUUCGAUACUAGCGAGCAGGGGGAUGGAAGAGUAUUAGGAGAUCUUGUUGAACUCGCCUGAGAACGCCGGCGUUUCGGUCCCCGACGACGUCUUUUCGAUCCGGGACUUGUCACCGAUGGCCUUGGCAUCGAUCUGUGCUCAGUGUCUGAACUUACUACUCCCUCAAAUGGGGACGGAGAUUUGAGCUAUUACAAGGUGAAGGAACCGGAGAAUAAGAGAAAGGAAAGGGCUGCGGUGACAUAUGAGAGAAAGAAGCUGCUAAACGAACUGAGGUUGAAGGUUGAGAAGACUGCUGAAGAGACGCUUGGUUCCCAGUUAGACAUACUUGCCCCUGUCAAGUAUUGAAGUCUUAGCUCUUAACUAGUUACUAAAUUUUGUGUAGGAUUUGUCCACUGGGGAUUUCACUUAUUUAGUUACUCAAUUUUGUGUAGGAUUUGUUCAUUGGGGAAUUCUUUCACUACUUCUAUUUCAUUGAGCUAAAACUGAAAAUAUGAAUCUGUUGAUAUUUUUAAAAAAGUUCAUAGACCUGGAUGUUAAUUUGUGCACCAAAACUCGAGGCCAUAGAAGGCACUCGUGCCACCAUAAAAGGUGGAUUACAUCUCUCGGACACGAGACAAAUGAGUUUAGGGAAAAAAUCUCAAGAAAACUGGAGCUCUAUCUCCGGAUUCCAUCAAUUGUAUCCGCGCCAUCAAUCAUAUUUCAGUACAGUUAUUCCCGCUUUUACUUCAGCUUCAAGUUUUAUUGCAAGUUUUGUCAGUUGCCCCAUUUUUUAAGGAGAAUUAAUACGUGAGUACCAUGUCUUAAUGGAAGUUUCAAAUCUCUAUUCUUGUAAGACAAAUAAAAAUAUAAGGAAUUUGGAUCAUAUAUUUGCACAAAAGAUACAGAAUAAAAAAAAAUAAAAAAAUAAAACUUGAAAAAAAAAUAAUAAUAAAAUUUAUUAUUUUAGCUUAUAUUUGACUCUUUCUAGGUUGGUAGUACAUGAUUUUUCGUUAACUUCCCCUCAAAUCUACAUGCAUUAAAGAAUUACCUACAUGUGCACAAACAACACACUUGGCAGCAUACCAGUGGACUUUGGUGAUGUAGCUUUAAAUCUAAGUAUACUUGGUUACCCUUUCCAUGCCAGAUUUUUAGGAAUUGUAGGACUCUUUGUCCAUAUCAUUUGUUUGUUGUGUAUAUUUAUAUCUAACUAGAUUUUGUUUCUAUCUUACUAUUAUUUUAAUUAUUAAUGAAUGAGAGUCUAUUGAGGAUCAACGUUUGAUCAAAGAUGCUGUAGUUUGGUUUUUUGUCAUGGGGUGGUUUGAUUCUUUUUUUGUUUUGGGAAAAGAUAGGAGAAGGUUCAUCAAACGCAAAGACAGUGAUGCCGGAGAAACAGGUCGAGCGUUGGAAGAGCUUAGAAGUUCUAUUUACAAUGACUUCAGAACAUCUGAUGGAGCCAAGAGGCAGCAACAACGAAUUUGCACGCCAGUUGUGGCCAUGUCCUUCAACUUCAUCGUGGCUGUUGGAAUCAUUCUAACAAACAAAUUAGUGAUGGGCAGAGUUGGAUUUAACUUCCCGAUCUUCCUCACAGUAAUCCAUUAUGUCUUUGCUUGGAUACUCCUAGCGAUUUUCAAGACAUUUUCAGUUCUUCCGGUAUCUCCUCCUUCAAAAACCACUCCUUUCUCCUCUCUUUUCUUCUUGGGAGUUGUCAUGUCUUUUGCAUCUGGCCUUGCCAAUACCAGUCUCAAGCACAACAGUGUCGGAUUCUAUCAAAUGGCUAAGAUUGCAGUCACACCAACAAUUGUUCUUUCUGAGUUCGUUUUGUUUCGGAAAACAAUUUCUUUUAAGAAGGUUGUGGCUCUUGUUCUUGUUUCAGUAGGCGUUGCAGUUGCGACUGUAACUGAUUUAGAGUUUAAUUUAUUCGGCGCUUGUAUUGCCAUUGCGUGGAUAAUUCCAAGUGCUAUCAAUAAAAUCCUCUGGUCUAACCUACAGCAACAAGGCAACUGGACUGCCCUUGGGUUGAUGUGGAGGACGACGCCAAUAACGAUCUUCUUCUUACUGGCUUUAAUCCCUAUAUUGGAUCCCCCAGGAAUUCUAGCAUUCAAGUGGGAUAUGAAUAACACAUUUGCAAUCCUUAUAUCGGCUCUCUUCGGUUUUCUACUUCAAUGGUCUGGUGCCUUGGCACUUGGGGCAACUUCUGCAGUCUCUCAUGUUGUCUUAGGACAAUUCAAGACCUGUGUGAUCCUUUUGGGAGGAUAUUUGAUUUUUGAUUCAGAUCCAGGAUUUGUAAGCCUUUGUGGGGCCGUCGUUGCGCUGGGUGGAAUGUCAGUUUAUACAUCUCUGAAUCUAAAAGAAUCUGUCGAAUCCUCAAGCAAGCAGCUUCCUAAACAAAACUUACCUCCAGAGACUAAUUCAACUAGCAGCAACCCCAAUGUAAGUGUGGUUUGAGUUGUAAGAAGAGGAAAGCUCAUAUGAACUAGAGACAUGCCAGCUAGAGAUUUUGGUUUGAUUGUACAGACUAAUUCUGCAUUAUUUGGUUUCAUCAUCCAAGGAGACAUCAAAGAAAUUCAUCAUCCAAGGAGACAUCAAUGAAACCAUAAAGAAAUCAGUACCAAUUAGAUUCUGCAUUAUUUGGUUUCAAUCAGUACCAAUUAGAGCUGUAUAACUUCAUCUUUUUCAUUGAUAUGAAGGAGGAGUUGGUUUACAGGUGAGACGUUGAAAAAAGGAAAAUUUGUGAAAUCUCACCUACUGUAUGGACCUCUCAAAUCCAUCUAACAAUAAUUUAAGUCCAAAGCAGC